Brienomyrus brachyistius is the source of this 5812-nucleotide messenger RNA. It is a transcript of the gene tubd1, whose product is annotated as tubulin, delta 1. Lineage: Eukaryota; Metazoa; Chordata; Actinopteri; Osteoglossiformes; Mormyridae. The record is from RefSeq and is a predicted model, not a curated record. The coding region runs from base 2402 to 3619 and encodes 405 amino acids. Gene Ontology annotation, biological process: microtubule cytoskeleton organization; mitotic cell cycle. The transcript has 9 exons. Gene Ontology annotation, cellular component: cytoplasm; microtubule. Gene Ontology annotation, molecular function: structural constituent of cytoskeleton; GTP binding.
GUGGUAACAGGCAAGGAUUUGUUAAAAAGAAAAUGAAUAAUAAAAUUAUGGACAACUAUCCAAUCAAUCCAUGCGAAAUGUUUUAAUCUUUUUAAUACCUUUUUAUCCGGGAAGGGUUAUAUAGUGGCAGCAUGCGAAACACAUCUGACCCCAUCUCCCUUACAGACGCCAUAAACUACCUCAUUCUGAUAAAACCCCAAACAUUUCUAAGCCAAGUGGGAGGUGUUGUCUCUCCAGAAUAUCCUAUGUCUGUAAGUGGGACAUGCCCAGAAUGGCUUCCUUGGCAGCUGAGUAGGUGGCAUCGUAAGAAACUGAAGUAGCAAGAGAUUGCUUAAGGGAGAGCUUCUUAAUUGCGACCUUAAUAGGCGCCGGAACACCUGAUUGGUUGACAUCGAUUGCUUGAGAAUUGAUUAUUCCUUCCAUGCAACAACUGCUUGACUGCUGCUUGAGAGCAAGUGGUGUUUUUUUUAUAAGUAUAACACUGCAGGAAUCCUUCAAAAUAUUGCAUUAAUCAGAACUAGGGAGAAGCUAAAAAUAAAAUACAAAAUUAACAAGUUGAAUCAUGUGAUUUUUGCAGAUUGGGUGCACAAACCUGUCUCCGCCGAUUGUAGUAUCACCAGUUUAUUUGUAUUUGUUUUGUAAAACACAUGCAGGCACCAAUAUGUGUGUAUGUCAUUCAAAAUGGGAUGAGCAGUGACAACAGCCAAAUGAAAAGUUGCUUUACUGUCUCAAGAGAAUGUUCUGUGUGCUUCAGUACUGAUACUAAAGACUAUUCCAGGGUGCCUUUUUGGGGUCAUUUAUCAGAUCUGGACCAGGGCAUCACUGAGCUUCUGGACAAUUUGAGGUGCAACCUGGUGGCAUCUGAUGGACGAAACAUAAUGUCCCAGAGGUAUUCUAUUGGAUUUAGGUCAGGCAAGUGUGGGGGGUAGUCAGUGGUAUCAAUUCCUUCAUCCUCCAGGAACUGCCUACAUGCUCUUGCCACAUGAGGCCGGGCAUUAUCGUGCACCAGGAGGAACCCAGGACCCACUGCACCAGCAUAGGGUCUGGCAAUGGGUCUAAGGAUUUCAUCCUGAUACCUAAUGGCAGUUAAGGUGCCGUUGUCUAGCCUGUAGAGGUCUGUGCGUCCCUCCAUGGAUAUGCCUCCCCAGACCAUCACUGACCCACCAUUAAACUGGUCAUGCUGAACAAUGCUGCAGGCAGCAUAACAUUCUCCAUGGCUUCUCCAGACCCUUUCACGUCUGUCACAUGUACCCAGGGUGAACCUGCUCUCAUCUGUGAAAAGCACAGGGUGCCAGUGGCAGACCUGCAAAUUCUGGUAUUCUAUGGCAAAUGCCAGUCGAGCUCCAUGGUGCUUGGCAGUGAGCACAGGGCCCACUAGAAGACGUUUUGCCCUCAAGCCACCCUCAUGAAGUCUGUCUCUGACCAAACAAUCAGAAACAUUCACACCAGUGGCCUGCUGGAGGUCAUUUUGUAGGGCUCCAGCAGUGUUCAUCCUGUUCCUCCUUGUAUAAAGGAGCAGAUACUGGUCCUGCUGAUGGGUUAAGGACCUUCUACAGUCCUGUCCAGCUCUCCUAGAGUAACUGCCUAUCUCCUGGAAUCUCCUCCAUGCCCUUGAGACUGCUGAGAGACACAGCAAACCUUCUGGCAAUGGCACGUAUUGAUGCGCCAUCCUGGAAGAAUUGGACUACCUGUCCAACCUCUGCAGGGUCCAGGUAUUGCCUCAUGCUACCAGUAGUGACACUGACCGUUUGCCAAAUGCAAAACUAAUGAAAAAACCGUCAGAAAAGAUGAGGAGGGAAAAAUGCCAGUGACCUCCACCUGUUAAACCAUUCCUGUUUUGGGGGUCGUCUCAUUGUUGCCCCUCUAGUUCACCUGUUGAUAAUUUCAUUAACACCAAAGCAGCUGAAACUGAUGAACAACCCCCUCCACUACUUAACUGACCAGAUAAAUAUUUAAGUUAAAUGAAGUUUAAUAGAUUUGAUGCUAUACUCUGAUUAAAAAGUGUUCCUUAAAUUUUUUUGAGCAGUGUAUUUCUUGUUUGAAGUUUUCCUUAAAAUAUUGUUAAACUAUAGUCUCGUCUCGUUCUUGUGAACCCAAUAUCUUGUCUCAUCUCGUCUUGUCCCAUGGGCUGAGGAUAUCUUUACACCACCUAUUUAACAACGGUGUCACCUUUAGCCUUCCAUAGGAGAUGCUCUUCCAUCCAUGUAAUACCUUGUCCAUGCAAGUCAUUAACAGGACUGAGGACAAGACACACCAUAACUGGAGGGCCAUCCAUGUAACAUGGCUGGAGUCCAAAAUGGCAACAUGGAGCUAUUAUGUGGAUUCACGCCUAGCAAAAUGAAAGGUGGAAUUCAGGUGCAGUGUCAUAUGAGCAAAGAGGACUUGGAUGAAUUAAAGCCACAUGGACACCGCAGGUCUGACUGGCAAUCUAGAACUUGCUGCACGGGCAGUCCUUAUUGACAUGGAACCCAAAGUUAUUAAUCAUGCCAUUGCAACAGCAGCCAAAUCUGACAUGUGGAAGUAUGGUGAUGGGUCUUACUUCUGUGAAAAACAAGGAUCGGGAAACAACUGGGCCAAAGGGUUCUGUGUUCAUGGGCCCCAGCAUGAGGAGGCUGUGGUUGAGCUGGUCCGGAGAGAGGUGGAGCGCUGUGACAGGUUGGCAGGCAUUCUGACCAUGAUGAGCGUAGCUGGAGGAACUGGCUCUGGCAUGGGCACUUAUAUCACCCAAUGUCUCCGAGACAUGUACCCACAUUCCUUUAUCCUCAAUCACCUGACCUGGCCGUAUAGUACUGGUGAGGUGAUUGUCCAGAACUAUAACUCUGUGCUCACGCUAUCCCAUCUGUACCAGUUGUCUGAUGGCAUGCUGGUCCACGAGAAUGACUCAGUGCACAAGAUCUGUGCUCAGCUCAUGAACAUUAAGCACAUUUCCUUCAGCGACAUCAACAAGAUCAUUGCUCACCAGCUGGGUAGUGUGCUUCAGCCGGCAGAUGUGAGAGGAUCACAGAGUGAUUACAGCGGAAACCCAGUGGGUGAUCUCAUGAGCAGCUUGGCGUGUCAUGCUGAGUACAAACUUCUCAGCCUGAGUGCCAUCCCCCAUAUGUCCAGCUCCUCCUUGGCCUACAGCUCCUUCACCUGGCCUGGCCUGCUCAAGCACCUGCGGCAGAUGCUCAUUGCUAACGCCAGAAUGGAGGAAGGAAUUGAUUGGCAGGUGUGUGUUCCCCCUGUGAGACAGGGAGCAGAACGAACAGGAGAAAUCAAGCAACUGCAGUUUAACACUUCUCUUGCUAAUCUGCUGAUAUUGCGAGGGAAGGAUGUGUCCUGUGCUGACUCAGGGGCCUUUCUGCACCCCGGCCUGUAUUCCUCCUGGCUACCACCAGAGGCUGCUUUUAGAACAUGGAGUUCCCUCAUGCCUUUUAAUGGAUAUGAGAAGUCUGCCACUCUGAUCAGCAACAGUCAGUCUCUCCUGCAACCCUUGAACAAAAUGGUGGGAAAAGCAUGGAACAUGUUUGCCUCCAGAGCCUAUAUUCAUCAAUACACUAAGUAUGGAAUCUCAGAGGAGGACUUUCUGGACAGCUUCACAGCCCUGGAGCAGGUCAUCUCUAGCUACACAUGCCUGUAGUCACAAAUCAUUCCAUCUUCAAGUUUCUGUGUCUGAGGCAACCAUACUUGAUACUGGUCAAACUGGUAGUGAUGUUUGGGGUAACCUAGCCGAGGGAGACAGAGAGACCCCUGAUAAUUUCUAGAUAUUAGAGUGUCCUUACCAAAUUCCCCAUAGGUUUGAAUUUGUGGGUGCAUGCCCUGCGAUGGGUUGGCACCUCAUUUUCGGUAAUUCCCACUGCACUCACUGUCCAGACCCCAGCGACUCUGCAUAGGACAGAUGUUAUAGAAGGUGGACUGCUUUAAAUUAAAGUAGUACUUUGUCUGUGAGGUGUACUUAAAUCUGAGUUUCAUGAUUGUUUUCUCUUGACCACAUGUGAUUAUGUGAUUAUUUUGUAUUUUCAGAUAAAAGAAUAGCACUUGGUUGUGUGUUCAUUAACAGUGUGUUGGAUUUUUGAAAGAUAGCCUUUUAACUGUUAACUGUACAAUGCCAGAAAUGCUAUUAAAUGUAAAUGGUUCUUAAAACCAUGGUGGUAUAGUAGUUAGCACUGUUCCCUCACACUUCUGGAACCCAGGUUUGAGUCUCCACCUGGGUCACAUGUGUGUGGAGUUUGCAUGUUCUCCUCAUGUCAUCGGGGGGUUUCCACCGGGUAUUCCGGUUUCCCCCCACAGUCCAAAGACAUGCUGAGGCUGAUUGGAGUUACUAAAUUGUCCGUAGGAGUGCAUGUGUGAGUGUGCCCUGCGAUGGGCUGGCCGCCUGUCCUGGAUUGUUCCCUGCCUCGUGCCCAUAGCUCCAGACCCCCCGCGACCCAGGAGGGCAAUCGAUUGGAAAAUGGAUGGAUGGAUGGUUCCUAAAGCUUAAAUUAAAAGUGAAAUAAAAAUAUGAAAUACCAAUUCCAACAUGAAAUAGAAAAGUACAAUUUAAAUAGUGGUCGUAUAUUUACAAAUGCUUUAAAAUAAAAAUAUCUUUCCAAAUUGAAACAAUUGAAAGCUAUGCAGUAGUGGUGUAUGUAAUGGUAGUGUCAAAAACUGCAUGAAAUGAAAUGUAAUUUGACAAUAACAAAUCUAAAACGGAAGAAAGUACCAUUAAUAAAAAAAUAGUACUCAAUCCCUGUCCUGGGCUCCAGUGGGGUUCCUGAUAUUUUGAAAACUGCAUCUGUACUGGGAUGAUAAUAGGUGUCAACGGUCUUGUGUCUUUACAUGAGUUCAGUAUCUAAGCAGACAAUGUGAACAUUGUGGAUUGUGAGUCUCCACCAAAUUUUUAAAUUAUGUUAUUGGUUACGACAUUAUCCUCAGAAGUUGCUCUCUUGGAAAGGCUGAUGUCAGUUAGUUCCAAGUAAAAAAGCCAUACAGCCUCAUACCCACAGAUUUCUAACCAUGCAUAAUUGUAUUCCCUAGAUGGGGAAUACAUAUGGUUUUGGGACUGAUCUGAUGACCAGAUGAUGAGCUGGAAAUGAUUACAUUUUGGGCCAGAUGAGGCAGUGCGACAAAAUUGAAGCAGCGCCGCAUAGUGAAUACAAAGAGAAGGGUGGUUUUGACAUUUGAUGCCGUUAGUCUGGUAACUCAAAAAUUAUUUGAAGGAUCUUUUUCAAAUUUUGCAGACAUAUUGUAUGCGUAUACAACUGGAACUAAUCAAACUAUGAGACAGAUCUCCCCAAAACUGAAUCAACGCCACUUAGUGGCCGCAAAGUCAGGGGCGAUUGCAGACAUUUGACCUUGUGAAUAUGAUGUCAGAAAGUAUUUGAUGGAUCUUAUUACUGCUUCAUAAAAACAAAUGUAUGGCUGAGGCUCUACACCUGAUUUCUUUUAGAAACAAAUUUCCCUGAAAAGGAAGCAGCACCACGUAGCAGCUAAUGUGACAGGCUCAGCAGGCUAAGCCUUUGUGCCUGUGAUCGGAAUAUCGCCAGUCUAAGCCUUGGCAGAGCAAUCACAUGUGUCUGGGCCCACAGCCCUUAAAUCACAGCUCCCCCGGUGCUGCACACUGGCUGACCCUGAGCUGUCACCCCCAAAUGUGCUCUUACCUGCAUACAGUGAAUAAAUAAAGUGUACACACCCCUGUUAAAACGCCCGGUUAUUGUGAUGUAAAAAAAAAUUAGACCACGUUAGAUCAUUUCAGAACUUUUCCCACUGUUAAUGUAACCUAUGACCUGUACAAUUCAAUUGAAAAUGUAAUAAAUCUGUUAGGGUAUAAAGUAUAAAUAAAAACAUACAAUAA